UUUGUUUUCUUUAAACUCAAAUUUGUGUUGUGUCUAUAAUUAUUUGGCUAGAUUUAAUUAGCAUAAUUAUGGAAUUGAGUAGACCCAACAGGACGAGUCAAAUACAAUUUAGUAUAAUGGUAGAAUUCAUGGAGAAGAACGGUGAUUUAUCCAAACCGACUGAGUUGCACGGUCGCAUAUGGCGCCUUAAAAAGUGGAGGGAGCUGACUAAACUCCUCAAUUUAGAAUUAAGCGGAAGCACCCGAUCAGAAUCACAGUGGCGUAAAACUUGGAGUGACUUUAAGAAUAACACCAAAAAGAAAUAUAUAAGGAUCUCGAGAGGUUCAGCAAAUAACAGUCGUGUCAUGAAGCGUUUGACCGACUUGGAGAGGCGAGUUCUGGCCAUGAUGAGUGAAAAAGUGGAUGCGGACGGUUUUGAGAGUGAUCGGCUUGAGAAUAAAAUAAAAAUUGAAACAAAAAUAAUUUCUUCUCCCGACUCGUCGGCUAGAGACAGCAGUAGUUCAGGAAACGAUUCCUCGGGUGACGAUGAAGAUUCGGCGUUACCAAAAAAUGACGCUGAUCACACAAACAUCACCAACCAAAACUCUGAAUCGAGAACAGAAGAAAAACAAGAACAUACAGAUUUCUGUCCCACAAACGAUUUAGAAGCGUUCCUAGCUUCUGAUAGAAGAAUGCAGUACGAGUUGGAGAAGGAGAGAUUGAGGCAGAGGAAUGUGGAGUUGGAUCUGCAAGGGCGAUGGUUGAAGUUCAUGAACGACGCUUUGGGGGUGAUGAAGGACUAUUUGAGAGAUAAAAAGUGAUGUGUUUAUGUGUGAAGUGUAAAAGUGUGUGGUAUGAUAGGUCGCCACGAAUCAAGAAACCUGCGCAGUGAAUGAAAAACGGGUGUAAGUUGAGGUCGGUCUAUGGGCGCGGGGAGCGUUUCAUUCGUGAAUGCGUGGCGGGUGCGCACGCGCAGCGGCACCGUGCAUCCCUUAACGUGCGUAAGGGUUAUCGCAAAAUUUAAAAAAAAAUAACAUUUUUUUCAGAUAACAGGGAUGUUAACAAUAAUCAACACAUGUAAUCACGUCAUUUGCGGGGUAGACAGAGCCAACAGUUUUGAAAAUACUGAUAGGCCACGUUCAGCUUUUUGACUUGAUAGAAUUGAGAUUCAAAUAGUGACAGGUUGCUAGCCCAUCACCUAAAAGAAGAAUCCCAAGUUUAUAAGUCUAUCCCUUAAUCGCCCUUUACGACAACCAUGAGAACGAGAUGGAGUGAACCUGUUCUUUGUUUUUUUAUUGGUGCCGUAACCACACGACACUAUAAUCUAAAAUCCAAAAUAAAAUAAAAAAAUAAUAAAU
Messenger RNA from Amyelois transitella, 1337 nucleotides. RefSeq lists its product as uncharacterized. Lineage: Eukaryota; Metazoa; Arthropoda; Insecta; Lepidoptera; Pyralidae. The transcript has 5 exons. Bases 69 to 800 code for a protein of 243 amino acids. The record is from RefSeq and is a predicted model, not a curated record.